Molecule: messenger RNA, 2316 nt
Organism: Mya arenaria
Lineage: Eukaryota; Metazoa; Mollusca; Bivalvia; Myida; Myidae
Product: innexin unc-9-like
Exons: 8
Coding region: 60-1292 (410 amino acids)
Source: RefSeq, a predicted model, not a curated record
AAUUGGUACCGGGGUCAAAUUCAGAUACUUUGAGGUGACCGCCUAACAGGAAGCAGACCAUGCCGGACCCGUUCAUAUUCCUGGACAAAUGGACGACGUGGACGCGACUGACCGGGAACGCCGACGACGACUGGGCGGACCGGCUCAACCACAUUGUUACCGUUGUACUUCUGAUAGCGUUCUCCGUCUUUGUCGUUGGCGGCUCGUACAUGGACGAGAGGAUAGCCUGCUGGAUGCCCGGAGAAUACACGGCUCACAUGGCGAAGUACACAGUGAACUACUGCUGGGUCCAGAAUACGUAUUUCAUUCCCAUGGAAGAGAACGUUCCCAAGGGAAAUAACCGCGAGCACGAGCUCACGUACUACCAGUACGUCCCCAUGAUCCUGCUCUUCAGCGCUCUUCUGUUCAAGCUUCCCAGUGUGGUAUGGCGGGCGUUUUCUGGGUUUUCCGGUGUGGACAUCCGGAAGUUGGUCGAGAUGACGGCUGAAGCGCACUACGUAGAUGACGCCAAAAGGGACGCCAAGAUAGAGGAGAUUGUGUGCACCAUAGACCGUUGGCUCGAGGGCAACCGACAAUACCACUGGAACUGUCUUGUGCGCAUGCGCCAAAAACUGUCACGCCUCUGCUUCUGUCUGAAUCGCCGCGAGGGAACUUAUCUCACCGGCCUAUACCUUAUAUCCAAGCUGAUGUUUUGUGUCAACGUGGUCUGCCAAUUCUACAUACUUGACGCUUUCCUGGGUGGUUUCUACAGUUACUGGGGGAUUGAAGCCAUCCGCACCCUAGCAGUGGAGCACCAACUGAAGGAGAGCCGCCGGUUUCCACGGGUAUCGCUUUGUAGCUUCAGCGUUCGUGGCAUACAACAAAAGGAUCACACAGUGCAGUGUGUCCUUCCCCUCAAUCUAUUCAACGAGAAGAUCUUCCUGUUUCUGUGGUUCUGGUUCGUCUUUGUUGCCAUUUCAACCGGCGCAAACCUCAUGUCCUGGAUCUGGCACCUCAUCGUCCGCAGAAAUCGGGUCUCCUUCGUGAAAAAGUACUUGAAAAUCAAGGGCAGAUUACAAACUACGACCGACAAAAGCCUGUGUACCAAAUUCGGCAAUUAUCUGCGCGACGACGGAAUUUUCCUUCUCCAACUUCUCGCCCGGAACUCUAACCCACUUCACGUGACUGACGUCAUAAACGGCCUUUGGGACCGCUUCCUGGAAAAACCCAUCUCAAAGAAAGUGCUCGCUGACCUACGUCCGCCAAAUGUACAGAACAACAACAAGGGGGACAACAGAGCUAGUUAUAUAUGACUUGUGUAGUGGACUAUAGGUGCAUCAGGUAUACAGUUGUGAAAUCUGGGGAAAUCAAUUGCAUGCAGAAAUAAAUGAAAUGUAUAACAAUGAAAUUUGCAUUUUGGUAAAAUUGUGUCAGAAAUUUUUAAAAUUUAUUUUAUUUUCGUAGAUUCAGAUCAAUUUAUAAUAAUAAUAAUAAUAAUAAUAAUAAUAAUAAUAAUAAUAAUAAUAAUAAUAUCGAUUUUACAUAUUGAUUUUAAUGUGUUUUUUUGUAUAUUUUUAAAUCUGCUACUAACUAUAUAUAUUUUUAUUUAUUCAUUGCUUUUAUUCAUGGCUUGAAAUCAGCAAAUAGGAAAUGUACUUGUACAAACUGGUUAUGGGGCAAUUGUGUAUGAAAUAUAAAGGGAAUGAAACAAUUCACGCAUUUUACCACAUUAACUUUUUCCCUCUCUUUCUCUUAAUAACAUUGAGAAAAACAACUUGAUCUUAAAAGUACUCGCCCUUGGUUUUAAAAUGCACUUUUGUAUUACGAAAUAAACUGUGGCAAAUCAUAAGGAGUGUUAAAACUAUGAUACUGAUAGAUGGAGCCCUUAACCAAAUGCUGAUAUUUGUUGAAAUGAAAAAAAAAAACAGUGUACAUUGACAAUUUUAGCAAGCACGUUGUUUUCACUCCUUAAAUGUUUUAAUUUUAAUGCUUCUGAUCUAAAGUCGAACAACUGUAAGUAUUUUAUUUGCUUAAAUCAUGUGUUAAUUUGUAAAUAGAUGUUUUUCUCUCCAUUAGUUUAAUGCAAAGUCGUUUCUUUUUAAGUUACAAUAUCUUAUUCUUGUAAAUAACUUUGUUCAUGCAUUUCAUGAAGUGGUAAAGUAUAUGCAGCUAUACAGCAGAUUGAUUAAAUAUGAAAUUAUUCAUUGUCAACUUCGUGUACAGAAAAAAGUGUAUCAUUAAAAUUAGUUGAAAAACAUUGUGAGAAUCAUUUUUCUUAAGGUUCAAGUGUUGAAAAUGAAUAUUCUUCUCUGUAUGUGUAUAUUAGUGUUCAUAUUA